Messenger RNA from Chlorella variabilis, 1497 nucleotides. RefSeq lists its product as hypothetical. The record is from RefSeq and is a predicted model, not a curated record. The coding region runs from base 1 to 1497 and encodes 498 amino acids. The transcript is spliced from 12 exons. Gene Ontology annotation, molecular function: methyltransferase activity. Gene Ontology annotation, biological process: RNA methylation. Lineage: Eukaryota; Viridiplantae; Chlorophyta; Trebouxiophyceae; Chlorellales; Chlorellaceae.
AUGGGCAGAGGACCGAGACGAGGACGAGGCGGCGGGCGGGGUGGGAAGCGCCAGCACAGCGGUGAUGGUGACGGCGGCGGCGGCAGCGAGGCGCGCAACGUGCGCCCCCGCACCGACGCCUGGCGCCUGCCCGGCGACAUUGAGAGCAGCGGGCUGUUUGAGGCGUACUAUCAGGGGCAGGGCGUCUGCCCGCCAGAGGAGUGGGAUGCUUUCAUCCUGGCCCUCAAGACCCCGCUGCCCAUCACCUUCCGCAUCAACGGCCGCGGCCAGCACGCCGACCGGCUGCGCGAGAAGCUGGAAACAGACUUCAUGGCGCAGUUCAGCGCGGGGCAGCCGCUGGUGAUUGAUGGCGAGCCGGUGGAGGCGCCGCACCCGCUGGACUGGUACCCCGACAACCUGGCCUGGCAAAUGAACUUCUCCCGCUCGCAGCUGCGCAAGCAGCCGGUGCUGGAGGCGCUGCACGAGUUCAUCAAGCGGGAGAACGAGACCGGCUCCAUCACGCGGCAGGAGGCUGUAUCCAUGGUGCCGCCGCUCUUCCUGGAUGUGGAGCCCCACCACUGGGUGCUCGACAUGUGCGCCGCCCCCGGCUCCAAGACCUUCCAGCUGCUGGAGGCGCUGCACGCGGGCGACGGCACCAUGCGCAAGGCCCCCGACAUCUGGCGCCGCUGGGGCACCAACAGCGGCAACAACCUGCACACCACCCAGCUGCGCAUCACGCUGAGGGCGUGCCAGCUGCUGCGCGUGGGCGGCCGCCUGGUCUACUCCACCUGCACCUUCAACCCUGUGGAGGACGAGGCGGUGGUGGCAGAGGUGCUGCGGCGCACCAAGGGAGCGUUUGAGCUGGUGGAUGGGUCGGACCACCUGCCAGGGCUGCGCCGCGUGCCUGGCUUGCAGCGGUGGCGGGACGGCCUGGUGCCCUGCCUGUACCGCUUCUCCCAGGACGGCCUGCCCGCCCUGCUGCCGCACGUCACCCGCCAGCGCUUCCACCCCACGCUGGAUGAGCUGCUGGCGGUACUGAAGUACAGGACGGUGGGCCUGCCUGAGGGCUUGCGCGUGCACAUCACCAAGGGCAAGCAGAAGGAGGGGCAGCAGGAGCAGGAGCAGGCGGCGGCGGCAGAGGCGGCUCCCGCGGCGGACGCGCCCGCGGCGGCGCCAGAAGCCCAGCAAAAGGAGCAGCAGGAGGAGCAGGCUGUGGCCUUCGUCCGCGCUGAGCCAGCGCCUGAGCCAGCACCUGAGGCAGAGCCAGCGCAGCCGCCGCCUGCUGCGGCGGAGGCGGCGGCGGACACGGCGCAGGCCGCUCCUCGCUUCACGCUGGGCGACCCCGCCACCCUGGAGCAGCUGCGUUCGGUGGACAUGGGGUGCUGCGUGGCGCUGAUGCGGGCCCAGGAUGCAGCGAUGCUGGGCUUUGCGCCCGAGAGCGGCGCAGGUGCGGCGCGGGGUGGCUGGCGGGGCUGGCUGGCGGGGCGGCAGCUGCGCGUGUGGCAUGGCAGCUGUUGA